AUGGCUGGUUAUAACACUAUCUAUCUAUCUAUCUAUCUAUCUAUCUAUCUAUCUAUCUAUCUAUCUAUCUAUCUCUCACAGUCUUUCCAUUAUCUGUCUAUCUAUCUUCCUUUUGAUUUUUCUAUCUAUCUAUCAUUGUUUUCUAUCUAUCUAUCUAUCUAUCUAUUCAUCCAUUAUCUGUCUAUCUAUCUUGAACCUUUUGAUUUUCCCAAUCCUCUCUUACGUUGGACACUUUUCAUUAUUUCUGUCUAUCCACCACUAGCUGGUUUACCUACUUCUAUCUAUCUAUUUUAUUCUAUCUAUCUACCAUUUCAUUUCCAACCUCUUUCCAUUAUCUGUCUAUCUAUCUAUCUAUCUAUCUAUUAUCUAUUUUAUCUAUUAUCUAUCUAUUUCAGUCUUUCCAUUAUUUCUAUCUAUCUUAUUUCUCUUUUCAUUUUCAUUAUUUCUAUCUAUCUAUCUAUCUAUCUAUCUAUCUAUCUAUCGUACUUAUGA
Molecule: messenger RNA, 492 nt
Organism: Acanthosepion pharaonis
Lineage: Eukaryota; Metazoa; Mollusca; Cephalopoda; Sepiida; Sepiidae
Source: the annotation of a GenBank genome assembly